CUUGGAGAUGUGAUUACCGAAGAUGGUUCUCUCCCUGAAGAUCUCGAUGAGCCUGUUGCGUCGAUUUUCCAUUUCGAAGGAGUAAGAAAAUAUGAAGGCAGCGAAAAGUCCAAACUCAAAUUCAUGAAACAAUGCGGAAUUCUUCGAUUAGCUAGCGGCAUUCGUGUUGGCUAUGUGUCUGGUAAAUUGGAUGACAUUGAAUCUGACCUGGAAAAGGUAUUUGCAAACCAGUUCCUGGACAUCCUUGUAACCUACCAAUGGCCAACCACUAUUGCCAAAGAAGAGAAAUUGUCUUUGGUGGGAGAUUCUAGAUUGAAUGAUCUGCUCGAAUGGACUCGCCCCCGAUACUGGUUCUGCGUCGGCUCUAACAAUGGCAGAUUUUUCGAGCGAUUACCGUUCAAAUGGGAUGAUGACCGUGUUACAAGAUUCAUCAGCCUAGGACAACAAGGGACCCAAGAUAAGUGGUACUAUGCUUUUAAUUUAAACCUCGAUCCUCUAAUGGACAAAGAAGGAGUGGCGAAAUUUGGCGAGAAGCCUCAAAUAAGGCAAAAAGAAGCUCCUUUUGAAAUUGAGAGUCACAAGAGGAAGCUUGAAGGCCCUCAGGAGGUGAAGGUAAAGCGAGAGAAGAGAAACGUUGCGCCCGACAAUUGUUUUUUCUGUGUCUCCAAUCCUAAAGCUGAACUACAUAUGAUCAUUUCGAUCGCGGACUAUUCAUACAUGACUGUUGCCAAGGGUCCCUUAACUACAAGAGACAAAUUAGGGUUCUCAGGCCAUGGCUUAAUCAUCCCAAUUGGUCACUAUCCCGCAUUCAGUAAAUACAGAGAUGCCGAAGAGCCUGAGAAGAAAGUUGAGGAAACUAAAUUAUUCAGGGAGAUCGAACAGUACCAGAAGUCCGUCGUCUCGAUGUUCACAUCUCUUGGCGACUACAAAGUGGUCUUUUGGGAAAUCUCUAGAACAAAUGCCAUUCAUCAUCACAUUCAAUUCGUUCCCUUGGAAGCCAAACUUGAGCAACAUUUUGAGACACAGAUGAAAAAACAGAUCGCAUAUAAUCAGAAAAAGUAUGGCUCCAACCUAGUUUACACCAAGGACAUGGAAAGUGAGAAGCUUUCCCAACUAAUCAACAACGGGGAUUAUAUGCAGAUUCGCAUAGUUGGUCCAGAUUCUGAGACCACGUACGUUUUUGAGCUGAUAGAAGAUAACGUUGAUCUUCAGUUCCCGCGUAGAGUUCUGGCAUUUCUAAUGAAACUAGGACGCAGAGUUAUUUGGGAUAAAUGCAGAGAGACUCUGCUGGAGGAAGCGUCUCAAAAGGAUAUUUUUCGGGAAAAGUUCCAGCCGUUUGAUUUCUCCAAAGAAAAAAAUAAUAAAUAA
Ogataea polymorpha is the source of this 1368-nucleotide messenger RNA. RefSeq lists its product as uncharacterized. The transcript has a single exon. The record is from RefSeq and is a predicted model, not a curated record. Bases 124 to 1368 code for a protein of 414 amino acids. Gene Ontology annotation, cellular component: post-mRNA release spliceosomal complex. Gene Ontology annotation, biological process: mRNA splicing, via spliceosome. Gene Ontology annotation, molecular function: RNA lariat debranching enzyme activator activity. NCBI's taxonomy places the organism in Eukaryota, Fungi, Ascomycota, Pichiomycetes, Pichiales, Pichiaceae.